Ostrea edulis (European flat oyster) is the source of this 5217-nucleotide messenger RNA. RefSeq names its product AP-1 complex subunit sigma-2. The transcript has 5 exons. Gene Ontology annotation, molecular function: clathrin-cargo adaptor activity. Gene Ontology annotation, biological process: vesicle-mediated transport; intracellular protein transport. NCBI's taxonomy places the organism in Eukaryota, Metazoa, Mollusca, Bivalvia, Ostreida, Ostreidae. Bases 338 to 811 code for a protein of 157 amino acids. The record is from RefSeq and is a predicted model, not a curated record. Gene Ontology annotation, cellular component: membrane coat; AP-1 adaptor complex; intracellular membrane-bounded organelle.
UAGUGAGGGAGAUAUGGAGAUUUAAAUAUUCAUCGGGCCUAAGAAAAAUCGUAUUCCCCUGGCCUCGGGCGUUUUCCUUUGGGGAAUAUGAUUUUUCUUGGGUGAAUACAUAUCUCCCUUACUACUUUGCAAUAAAUGUAUAAUAUAUUAUAUUCAUAAUUGAGUACCUAUACUACAUAUUUAUUGUACAUGUAGGUAUGUUGAAAUCCUGUGUUCACAGGAACAAUCCGCCGAACAAGUGUGAUACGAAUAUCCAAAGUACGACCUGUUGUAUAUUGUUCACACCGGAAAUUAUGACGUAGAAAUAGGCGACGCAUCUGCCCUUUUAUUAUCCAAAAUGAUGCAGUUUAUGUUAUUGUUUAGUCGUCAGGGGAAACUGCGACUACAGAAAUGGUAUGUUGCCCACCCAGAUAAACUGAAAAAGAAGAUAACUCGCGAGUUAGUAGCACUGGUGUUGUCACGCAAACCCAAAAUGUGUAGCUUUUUGGAGUGGAAAGAUCUCAAAAUUGUGUACAAGAGGUAUGCUAGUCUGUACUUUUGCUGUGCAAUAGAGGCUGAAGAUAAUGAAUUACUUACUCUAGAAAUCAUCCACAGAUACGUGGAGUUGUUGGAUAAAUAUUUUGGAAGUGUGUGUGAGUUGGAUAUCAUUUUUAACUUUGAGAAAGCCUACUUUAUGUUGGAUGAGCUUCUGUUGGGUGGGGAGGUCCAGGAGACGAGUAAGAAGAAUGUACUGAAAGCCAUCGCCGCACAGGAUCUCCUGCAGGAGGACGAGGAUUUUGAAACGGCCCUGAAAGAGCAUGGUCUCUACUAACGACAGGAAAACGGUAGAAGUUUACCUCACUUUUUCCUGCAGUCUUUGCAUGAUAGUGCUGUGCGUCAUCCUGUUCUAUAGUGCAGUACCGUGUGCUGUCGUGUUCAGACAAACUGUCUGUGAACAGUGUGUGUGUUCACUGCAUUGGUCAUGUCGUGCUCUGUGUAAAAGUCACACAAAAACCGAGAAACAAGUGUUCAACCAGUGCUAGAGAGCACGAACUGAGCCUGGUCACUGUAAGGUUUCCGUUGUUGUGUCGUAACACUAAAGUAAUUCUAUGCUCUCUGACAGAAUGUCAGCAUGUAUCCUUCUUGCAAUAUCUUUUGGCAUCGAUCCCAAAAUCAAUUUGCCAGAUUUCAUUCAUCCAUUGAAUAUAUAUUUAUUUUAAAAAUCAGGCUUUUAUCAUCUGGAAAGUUUUCUAACGAGUCCUAGCUGUCUUGUCUUUAAGUCUGUACUUGAUAUGCUCUUUAUUUCCCGUACUAACCCACAUGCUUGAUCUAUUUUCUUUUAUUUGUAUAUUGUCAAUGUGUCUGUCGUGUCUCGAACUUCAUUACAGUAAAACACGGGUUAUAGUGAAGUGCCAGGAACAACCUGCUUUAUACUGGACAUAAUUCGUUAAAUUCAUGCAGUCAUUGAUUCAUUAUUUUCAUCUAUGUGGGGAAUAAAAAUCACUUGGCUCUAACCAGUGAUUCACUGUAAGUGUCUUCAUUAUAACCAUGUCGUACUGUACUGCAAGUAAUCAACAUGUUAUCUUUCUUCUGAUACAAUGUCUAGAAAAAGUCUUCUGACAUUACCCCCAUGUGCAAAACUUAAAACGAUUUUUUAUGUUCCCCAGAUCUUGGGCAUAUCGUUUUUGGUCUACCUUUUUGCAACUUUAAACUUGGUCUGAACUUUGAUCUAUACCGUAGACAGAGUAGUGACUCUGAUCUCGAUGAGGGUGAAGGUUAAAGGUGAAUAUAUAAAGGUCAGGUUGCCAGACUUAACCAUGGUUUGGAGGUUAUGUCUCAUUAACAAUAUUAUUACAUGACUAAGUGAACAGAAAGUGAAAAUAAAUGAAUAGAGGGAUUAAGACAGAAAAACGAUAAAUUGUCAGAAAUAAUAUGCUAUAAUCUAAGGACUGAUGCUUUUGUUGUAGAUCUUAACUUGGCAUCAGUAUACUCGAUGAGACGAGUAACUCGAGAUUAACACGAUAUGUGUAUAGACAAACUCGGCAUCAGUGUACUCGAUGAGACGAGUAACUUGAGAUUAACACGAUAUGUGUAUAGACAAACUCGGCAUCAGUGUACUCACUGAGACGAGUAACUCGAGAUUAACACGCUAUGUGUAUAGACAAACUCAGCGUCAGUAUACUCGAUGAGACGAGUAACUCGAGAUUAACACGAUAUGUGUAUAGACAAACUCGGCAUCAGUAAACUCAAUGAGACAAGUAACUCGAGAUUAACACGCUAUGUGUAUAGACAAACUCGGCAUCAGUGUACUCAAUGCAUAGGCAAGUUUUGAAAUCAUGCUCUUUCAAAUGACAAUUAGAUUUUCAAAAAAUUUGAUAAGAAUAUUGGCAAAUGAAAUGUUAACUUUUUUUUUUUUGGAAACACCCUGUACAUACUUUUCACAGCUUUAUUUUUAGUACAGUUUAAAUUUUGCUAUUUUAACUGAAGACCCAGACUGUGAAAUUAAAACUACUGUGAAUAUAACAUAGUCGUAACAUUUACAUUGAUGGACAUAAAAUGGUGUAUAUAAAAUGUGUAAACUGUAAAAUUAACUAGGAAUUUAAUGUGCUAUAUGAUAGCUGCUUAUCACAUCAAGAUAAUACUUAUUUGUGUAUUACAUAGCCACAUAUCGUGUUGUAUAAUGGAUCAUUAUAUUUUAAUAGUACAAUAUAUCUGCCCCAAUAACAUAGUUAUCCAUGCAUACCCUUGAGUUAAGAAUACCAGGUAUAUUACAAUGGUAACAGAUUUACGAUCGAGCUAUUAGAAAAAAGUAAACGCGAUACACGUCCUAACUGAGUAUUAACACAUAAAUAGUGUAGUCGUGAUAUGAAUUUGUUACAUUAAUUUUACACUUGUUAAUUCAUUCACAGAUUGAAAUUAACAUACUUCAUCAUAUCCUAAGUGUUUCUCAGUACUGAAGCAAGCCGUGAUUACAUCCUGGUAUUUCUAAUUACAUCCUGGUAUCCCUAGUUUGUGAUGUGGAACACAUGUCAGUAUUCAAUAUACAAUGUAGAUAAUUUAUCAUAUGAUAUUUUAUCAUAUGCCAUCAUGUAAUGUGAUGACAAUAUUAUUUAUUAUAUGAUUGAAUAAUUCGUAGCUCUCUAAUUGGCUGAGAUCCAACAAUGUAGAAAUCAUACUACAUUAUGUUUACCUGCACGUGACCUUCCAGGUGAAUAUAAGGAAUUAUUUUUUCCACAUAGGACCAAAAAUAGGUCGGGAACUUCCAAUUUGACACGAUUGAUUAUACUUAUUUUUGCUGUCCAAUGAAAUUCCGCGUUCUCACUGGGUUUGACUAAGAUUUCAGUAGACAUAUUAAACACUAGAAAAAUGGCGAGGUUUGUUUUUUAAUCAUUUAAUGAAACAAUUAUUGCUGUUUUUGAGGUCAAUACGAUGAUUUAGCCACCUUCGAAGUACAAUAUUCACCGAGCCCUUCGAGGUCGGUGAAUAUUGUACUCCUCAGGUGUCUAAAUCAUCGUAUUGACCUCAAAAACAGCAAUAAUUGUAUAAAAUCUUAUGUAUGUCUUAAUUUUGCCAAUGUUACGAAAUAAUGUUAUUAUAGUAUUGUAAAUUUUAGUCCGCCCUUUGCCAUUAUAAUGUGAUCUGGGAUUAUAAAUCUGAUGUCCGUUGUCUGCCUUUUGCCAACAUAACAUAAUGUGAUUACAGUAUGAUAAAUCUGAUAUCCGCCUUUUGCCAUCAUAAUGUAAUGUUAUUAUAGAUCUGAUGUCUGUUGUCUGCCUUUUGCCAACAUAACAUAAUGUGAUUACAGUAUGAUAAAUCUGAUAUCCGCCUUUUCCCAUCAUAAUGUAAUGUUAUUAUAGAUCUGAUGUCCGCCUUUUGCCAUCAUAACAUAAUGUGAUUACAGUAUGAUAAAUCUGAUGUCUGCCUUUUGUCCUCAGGAAGAGACUCCUCAGGGAUUCUUUGAGGACCAUGGUCUCGGUUGAUUGGGCAGCUGCAUGAGCAUGACAUGGUAGACAGUGGAGAUGGAGAUAUUAACGGUCACGGACAAUUUACUAACAAAUCACCUGCUUGUGGUUUACCUGUAUUUAUCAUUAUGAACCUUACCUUUACCUGUGUCUGAACAUCAGCGUUGCUAGCUUUAUAUGUUACAGUGGAUUUAUAAUAGAACUGGAUUUAUAAACUUGAAUUAUAUUUGAUGCGUCAAACUGGAGUCAUAGAUCUAGAUGAUAACGUUUAUUGAGAUUUAUAACGAAAUUGCUGGGUUAGUACCAUAAAAUAGAAUGUGAAUAUUAAAUGUCAUAAUCAUGGGUAAAAAUUGAAGUGCUAGUUUAAUUGUUUUUGUUUUUUUCAUGGAGUGAUAAACUAUGUACUGAGUAUACUGUUUGUGUGCUUAUUUUAGUGAAUUUCAGAUUUAGCACAAUAGGAGCGCUAUUUGACGUUAUCAUGAUUUAGUAUUCCUGUCACGGAGGAUAACGAAUUAAUGGAGAAUUUCACAUUUAGCAUGUUUAUAUCAAAUGUAAAUCGGCACUCCUUCUCUAGCACCAACUGCACUGAAAACAUGAAAUGCACUGACAACAUGAAAUGCACUGACAACAUGAAUUCUCUUGAAAUAAGUACACAGACAGUGCACUGAAAUUCGAGAUUUUGAUGUAAAAUAUUGAUGUAUAAUUAUACUAUAGGAGAAAUAAUUGUUGUUUCUUGUAAUUGUUUUUUUAUUCAGAGAGUGGUGAGAAUUGUUUGGGUAAAGCUUGAUGUAUUGAACUUAGUACAUCUAGUGUAUACAAGUACUGUAAAUUUCGAAUGCCUGUAUACGUGUUCUGAUUGUGUUAUUUAUAGUUUGACACGUUUAUAAUUAUCACUAAAAUAUGGAAUUUAUUUACACGAUGAAACAUUGAUAGCAGUAUUUGAUGACUGCUAGCUUUUAAAUUGACCUGCAGUAUUGUGCAAAAUGUACCAUUACGCUUCAUUUCACUACAAUAAAUAUACCAACAUUUUGUCGUUAAAAGCAGUGAAAAAAUUUAGUAUGAAGUACUAAUACUGGUGUAUUUGGGUCAUCUACAGAGGAAGAUUGAGAAAGGAAUCACAAAGCUUGUGUCAAACGUAAUGUCAAAAUAGCAUAUUGUCCUAGUGUGUGUCGUUACUGUGAAUUUUAUUUUCACAGAAAAUUUGGUAAUUAAUUUGAUGAUUGAUGGUGUACUUGCAUUAGAUAGGCAUUUAAUGAGAAUAAAUUGUGAGAAUAAG